AAGGCAUCAACUUUAACAACCUAAAGCCAUGUUGUCUCUAUCAACAACUCUCAAACCGCUAUCUCUUUUAUCACCAUCUGUUAAACAGCAUAACCCCAGUAAUGGCAAUGCCUUGUUCACACAUAACUCUACAAACUCUUUUUUGUCCAAACGAGGAGGAUCCGUGGCUCACAGGAAAAACACGUUCGUGGCAGCUCAUGAUGCACCGGAUCAGGUCAAGAGCUCCUGGAGAAUACCCUUGUCGGAGGUUGAGGUGGUGAUCAUGAAAAAGAAGAGGGCAUUUUGGGAAAGGAGUUGGACUUCUUGGGACGUGGCAAAGUUAGUCUUAGUCGGUGGGGCUCAUUUGCUGAGCCUCUUGGCUCCAUUUUACUUCAGUUGGGAGGCUUUUCGGGUUUUACCUUGGCUCUUUUACAUCAAUGGAAUCUGCAUCACCUUGUCUUAUCAUAGAAACCUUUCUCACCGAAGUUUCGAUCUGCCAAAAUGGCUUGAGUAUCUCUUCGCUUAUGGUGGCCUUCUGGCUUUUCAGGGAGAUCCAAUAGAGUGGGUGAGCAACCAUCGGUACCAUCAUAAGCAUUGUGACACACAACGUGACCCACACAGCCCUACUCAAGGGUUUUGGUUUAGUCAUAUUACUUGGAUCUUUGAUAACAGUUCUAUCCUCAAGAAGUGUGGAGGACAUGAGAAUGUAGAUGACCUUGUGAGGCAGCCCUUCUAUAGGUUCCUUCAACGAACGGUCCUUUUGCAUAUGAUGGCUUAUGCCCUUCUCUUCUAUUUUUGUGGAGGCAUGCCCUUCCUUGUCUGGGGAAUUGGUGUUGCAACUGUGGUUCGAUUCCACACGACUUUUCUAGUGAACUCAGUUUGCCAUGUAUGGGGAACACGAGCUUGGAACACCCCUGACUUCUCCAAAAACAAUUGGUGGAUAGCCAUGAUAACACAUGGCGAGGGAUGGCAUAACAAUCAUCAUGCGUUCGAGUUCUCGGCCAGGCAUGGACUCGAGUGGUGGCAGCUCGACGUUACUUGGUAUCUCAUUAGGUUUCUUGAAGCUAUUGGUUUGGCCACCAACGUAAAGUUACCUACUGAAUCUCAGAAAAAGAGAAUGGCUUUGGUCUGAUCUUUAAUUUUCCUUUAAUAGUAUAUAUUCUCAAACUCUGCUCCUCCUGCAUCUCCACAUCCCUAUUUCUUUUCAGUCAUUAGAGAUUUGUCAUUUUCAAGAAUACCAAGACUUUCUUAACAUUAUCUGAAUUGCAUGUAAACCAUAUGUAUCUUCUAAAUAACAUUUCAACUCUGUA
This is a messenger RNA of Arabidopsis arenosa, 1289 nucleotides long. NCBI's taxonomy places the organism in Eukaryota, Viridiplantae, Streptophyta, Magnoliopsida, Brassicales, Brassicaceae. The record is from the annotation of a GenBank genome assembly.